Python bivittatus (Burmese python) is the source of this 2370-nucleotide messenger RNA. The record is from RefSeq and is a predicted model, not a curated record. Lineage: Eukaryota; Metazoa; Chordata; Lepidosauria; Squamata; Pythonidae.
AUGAACAUCAAUGAUUUUGUGAUACUCCCUGGUUCAAAAACUGGAGUUUCUGUAAAACUGAAGGAAAAAAGUGUACGAGAGCUGCAAUUGGAAAAGGUUCAGCUGGAACUUGAAAAUAAGGAAAUGGAGAAGAAGCUGAAGCAACUACAAUCAAACAUGAGCCGAGAAAAACAAGAAAGAGAGCGAGCAAAUGGAUAUAGAUGGAAAUCAGGUCAGGCUGGCCUAGGCACACAACCACCAAUGUUACAAAACAAAGAAAAUGUUGUAAAGCAUGCUCCAGACCCAGCUAAGCAGCCAUUCGUACAUAAAACAGCAAAUGACGCAGCCAUUGAAAAGCCUAAAAUGAAGGGCAAGGCAUGUGGUCAAUGUGAGAUGAAGCCUGCGUUGCUAGUGUGUUUAGAAUGUGGAGAAGACUAUUGUCCUAGUUGCUUUGCCAGAAUACACCAGAAGGGGGCACUGAAACUGCACAGAACAACUUCUUUGAAGGCGAAAACACAUAUCCCAAUUGGGAAGCUGGAAGCUGCACAGCAGUUCCUGAAAACUAUCAGCCCAACGGAGACUAAUGAUCAGAAAAAUAAUGGACAGAAAACAAAUGGUGGAUUUUUUCUGCAUGGUACCUUUGAUGAAGAAGAAUCUGCAAAGUCUUUUCAAGAAGCUCUAAAUCAGUGGAGAAGUAGAAAUUGUUCCCAAACAACUAAAGAAGAACAUUCCUGCCAGGUUGGGUCAGAAAAUUCAGGUACAUGUCAGGUGCAGACAAGUCCUCCAAUUAUGAAAAAGCCUGUUGAAAUUGAAUUCAGAGAAGAUGGCUUGAAAUAUAUGGAAAGAUUGUUAAUUAAGAAGCAUAGAAGAAGUCCAGUUGAUAAAUUGCCAGAUAAUAUUAUAAUGGAUGAACUAAAACUCAAGGAAUCAUUGACAAAUGAAAUUCCUGAUACUUGGAGCAGAGAAGAAGAAGAAGAGGAGGAAGAGGAGGAGGUGGAGGAGGAGGAGGAGGAUGACAUAGAAAUUACUCAUAAUACAGCUAUAGAAUUGAAAAAGUAUUGGGCAGAUGUUUUGAGACAAAAAGAGCCUGAGACUGUCCUUAUAAACUCUGAGCCCUCUUUGAAAAUCAAGUUCCUUGAAGACGCUUGUAAAGAGGAGUCAGAAGAAGAGCCCACUAAUUUUAUAGUAAUGGAGGCUGGGUCUGAUGAGCUGAUUUACUAUGGUGGUACCAUAUCAAAAAGUCAGAAGAUUGAACCAGACAUUUUUCUGCCACCCACUGUCAAUAUCAAUACAAGGUCACCUCUUUCUUCUGUAGCCGACAGAGAAAAGGGCUUAACUUUUCUUCAUAACAAACAUGAAGAAACUCCUAAAGUAAGAACACCUUCACAGUCUGAAAAAGCUGAUGUUGCUGGUGGUUGUUCCUGUGCAGAAGAAAUGGCUCCCAGUUCCUUAUCUGAAAGAGCAAUAACAAAAGACAAGUGUGGUAAAACCAAAAAGAAAAGCUGUUGCAUGUCAAAUGAGCAGACAUCUAGUCCUCCUAAAUGGGCUGCCAGCAAACCUUUCCCAGUAAUGGAGUUAGUUAAAGAAAGCAAAGUGUCUCAAGACAUGCAUGAUGCUUCACCAGUUACUCCCAAAGAUUCAUUGGUAGCCCUAAGAGAGAAACCUGCUUGUAACCCCUAUCGAGGACUUGAAGGAUUCUUUACAAUGGGUACAAAUUGUCUGCAACUUGGGAUGGAUUCCAUUCCUUCAUCACACAAGGCCCGAGAGUCUCCAAAGAGCAGCAUUUCAUUUUCAGGAUCUGAGCAAUGGACAAGACACUUGAGUUUAGGGGAAUAUGCUGAUGAAUCUCUAGUACAAGAAAUAUUGGAGAAAGAGCCUGGCAGAUCAUUAAGUAGACUGGGAAGGCAAACACCAAGUAUUAAACUUUCUCUGCCAAUUUUGUCCAUUGAUAAUGCUUCUUCAAGACCUUUUUCUGCAAAUAUUCCCCUUUGCAGAAUUGUUAAACACAGUCCUCGCUCAUCUUCAGUCAUUGAGACAGCGUCCAAACAUUUGAAUACACGACCUUUAUCUCAAGCUGCUUUUGAAAUUUCAGAAAUUGAAGGCAUUGAUGUCACUGAAAAUGAUGAUCCUUUUUUAGAAUAUUAUACUAAUCAACAAGCCUUAACAGAUUUAGACCAUGAAUUGCAGAGUAUUACAGAUUCCUGGGAAAAUCUCAAUGGUUUAAACUAUGGAGACUUCAACAGACAUUCAAAAAUCACAUAUCAGGAUUUCCAUAAUAACCAUGAAAUAAAAGACAAUAGUCAAGGUGAUGCUGUAAGCAUCUAUGAUGAACAUUAUACAGAUGAUGAGGAAGACCAGAUAGACAAGCAGCAGGUGAUAGAAUUACAGUGA